GAGAGAGAGAGAGAGGAGAGAGAGGAGAGAGAGAGAGAGAGAGAGAGAGAGAGAGAGCGGGAGCAGUCAGCAACAUGUAGCGUCGCCGCGCGGAGGACAGGACCAAACAGUGCGCGGGAUUUUUCUUUUUUAAUUUUGGGGAGCAUGAUGUGGUUUGACCGUGAGGACGUUUCCCCGCCACGUUAGACUGAUCCGCUGUGUGCCGCAGGACAUGUCCGGCCGAGGGAUGGACGGCGGCGUCGUGGCGCACGGAGAGCAGACGCGGAGCGCGCACAGACCAGAAGAGCACAGGUCUCCUCUUCUCAUCAGGUGAAACACUGUGAGACACCAGCCCUCCCCCACCCCCCUUCCUCUUCACCUCUCCAAACAUCAACCUUUAACCCCACUUCCCAAACCCAUCCAACUCCACCUGUCAAACUCUAUCCGACACCUGCCACUGGCCUUCCCUUUACCCCAUGGUGGCCCCAAGGCCCACCCUCUCACUGCUACUGGCUGUCCUGGCCUGCACGGGGCCCGCACGCCCCUCGCCCCCCCCUGCUACUGCGGCCCCGGAGAGAGAGAGGGACUCGGGGUGGGGUCAACAUCGCCGUGGUCCACUCGGGCUCCUCCCUGCUCCCGGAGACGGCUGUGGUGGGAGGUGCGGGGGCCAGCGAGCCUGGGCUGGGGCUGGGGUCCGGUCUCGGAAACGGUCCGGAGGAGGAGGAAGAGGAGUAAUGGAUACAGGUUCAUUGGCAGGAGCAGCUGCGAUGGUUUCACUUUCCUCCUCCUUGUCAUCCCUGUCACUGGCGGCACUCAUGGGGGAGACAGUGAUGACUCCUUCAGGUCAGGCCAACGUGAUCUAUCUGGCUGUGAAUGAAAGCAGCCCAGGCAGCCUGCUGCUGCAGCUGUGUGAGCUUCUGGCUACCACGCCACUGCAGGGUUGGUGUUGAGGAGGAGAGACACCACCCCCGAACCGCGCCCCUCUGGCCCCGAUGUUGGAGUUUGUCUCUGCCCAGACGGGGGUUCCUGUGGUUGCCGUCGGGGGAGGAGCCAGCCUGGGACGGGAGCCACAGGAGAGUGGCUCCAUCUACCUUCAGUUCACUUGCUCCACUUCACUGCAGCUUGAGGUCAUCUUCGAGGUUCUCGAAGAGUAUGACUGGACGGCCUUCUCUGUGGUGACCACACGCCAUCAUGGCUACGAGGACUUCCUGGCCAUGGUGGAAGGGAUGACAGAUGGUUCCUUCAUUGGCUGGGAGAAGAAAAGUGUGGUGAUCCUCAACGUGACCGAUGACCCUGGAGGGGCACGAACCAAACGGCUUCUGAAAGACAAUGAAGCCCAGGUCCGCCUGCUGUACUGCUCCCUGGAGGAGGCUGAGCUGAUUUUCCGGGGAGCCUGGGCAGUGGGUCAGGCCGGGCCCAGCCACAUGUGGUUUGCGGUGGGACCAGCACUGUCUGGUUUGGGGCUGGAGGGACUGCCCAAGGCCCUCUUCGCUAUCCGCCCACAGGGAUGGAGGGACGAGCCGCGCAGGCGCAUUGCCAAGGGUGUCUCUGUGCUCACCCACGGAGCCAUGGCUCUGCGGCGGGACCAAGGGACCUCCAGUCGGGCGCAGUAUGCCGGCAACUGCCAGGGAGACGGCAACCAUACCCAUCGGGUCCCUGACAGAAUCAGGUACUUUACCAACAUAUCCAUUGGUGGGCGGGACUAUUCCUUCAACAGUGACGGCUACUUGUCCAAUCCGCUGCUGGAUGUCAUCUCCUACACCAAUGGGAGAGGUUGGGAGGAGGUUGGCUGGUGGGAGAAUGGACAUCUGCGUCUCCGUUAUCAUCCCUGGUCUCGUUAUGGCUCCUUUCUGAAACCGCUGGAUGACUCUCAGCACCUCAGAGUAGUCACGUUGGAGGAGAGGCCUUUUGUCAUCGUAGAGCCUGCUGACCCGGGUACCAGCUCCUGCAUCCGGGACUCUGUACCGUGCCGCAUGCCUAUCAACUCCAGCUUGGUGAUGGAUGGCGCAGUUCCCAUGAAGCACUGCUGCAAAGGUUUCUGCAUCGACGUCCUCAAGCGCCUCUCCAAAAUCGUCAGCUUCACCUACGACCUUUACCUGGUGACCAACGGGAGGCACGGGAAGAACAUAGAUGGCGAGUGGAACGGCAUGGUCGGCGAAGUGGUGUCCAACAGGGCCGACAUGGCCAUCGGCUCGCUCACCAUUAACGAGGAAAGGUCAGAGGUCGUGGAUUUCUCCGUUCCAUUUGUUGAGACAGGCAUCAGCGUCAUGGUUUCCCGUAGCAACGGCACGGUAUCGCCUUCAGCUUUCCUCGAGCCGUACAGCCCGGCUGUGUGGGUGAUGAUGUUUGUUAUGUGCCUGUCGGUGGUCGCCGUCACCGUCUUCAUCUUCGAGUUCUUCAGCCCCGUGGGAUACAACCGCAGCCUGCAGAGCGCCAAGAAGUCGGGCGGCUCUAAGUUCACCAUUGGGAAGUCGGUGUGGCUGCUGUGGGCAUUAGUCUUCAACAACUCUGUCCCUGUGGAGAAUCCCAGAGGAACCACCAGCAAGAUCAUGGUGCUGGUGUGGGCCUUCUUCGCUGUCAUCUUUCUGGCCUCCUACACUGCCAACCUGGCUGCUUUCAUGAUCCAGGAGGAGUACAUCGACACCGUGUCGGGGCUGUCCGACAAAAAGUUCCAGCAGCCGACAGAGCAGUACCCACCGCUUCGGUUCGGCACGGUGCCAAACGGCAGCACAGAGGAGAAUAUUCGCUCCAAUUAUCCCAACAUGCACCAGUACAUGAUCCGCCACAACCAGAAGGGUGUGGAAGAGGCCAUCGACAACCUGAAGACUGGCAAACUGGACGCCUUCAUCUAUGACGCUGCCGUGCUGAACUACAUGGCCAGAAAGGACGAAGGAUGCAAGGUGAUGACCAUCGGCUCUGGCAAGGUGUUCGCCACCACCGGCUAUGGCAUUGCGCUGCAGAAGAACUCCCGCUGGAAAAGGCCGCUGGAUCUGGCGCUGCUGCAGCUGGUUGGAGACGAUGAGAUUGAUAUGUUGGAGCGUCUCUGGCUGUCGGGUAUCUGCCAUAACGAUAAGAUUGAGGUGAUGAGCAGUAAGCUGGACAUUGACAACAUGGCGGGGGUCUUCUACAUGCUGCUGGUGGCCAUGGGUCUGAGCCUCCUGGUCUUUGCCUGGGAACAUCUGGUUUACUGGAAACUACGGCACUGUGUGAAGAGAUCUGGUGGGAUGGAUUUCCUUCUGGCUCUCAGCCGGGGGAUGUACAGUUGCUGCCAAUUUGAGGAUGAGACGGCACCAGGAGGGAGAAAAAGCUCUUUACCACAGUACCACACUGUGACUACCAUGCCCAGUGUGCCCCAACAACAUCUUGUUACCGCCACAGUAAACAACACAACUGCCAUCGCCAUGGCACAGCACCAACCGCAGCAGAAGCAUUAUCAGCAACAGCAGCAGCAGGGGCAGGCCUACACCACCAUUCUGCCUGGAUCACUUCCCACUGCAAGCCAUUCAGCCAUGGCUCUGGGGCCCUCAAACAGUCCUUUACUGGAAGGUCCCAUGCCGUGCUCCACCUUUCUGCCACGCCAUGACCGGCGGCUGGCAGUGGUCGACCGGUGGAACAGGCCAAAGCCAGAGAAAGUCAUGAGUGCAGGCAGUGGUGGAGGCGUGGGUGUUGGGGGAAUUGCAGGAGGGAUUACUGAACUCCAGGCACAACCACAGUUCCAGCAGAACCUUGGACAGCACUGGAAUUUGCAAGGAGGAAUUGUAGGGGGUGUAAUGGGAGGUGACAUGGGACUGGAUGAGUACAAGCGCUACUAUGGGCCUAUAGAUCCAGAGGGACUAGGAACCAACUCAGAACAACAAGUAGGAGGCCCCCAGCAGACUCCAAAAACAAAUCCAAGAGGUCAAAAGGCCUCAGGAAUGCAACGGAUGCCUCCGAAAGGCUCCCAACAAGGCCAAGGACAUUUAAUACUCAAGCCUCCUCCACCAAUCCCAUCUUCCCCACAUCGAAGACCUUCAUUCUGGAGAAGAGGAAGCCUAGCACAGGCAAGAAGAAAAGGUUCAGGAGGGCCCCUAUAUGAGAACAUACUCCCCUUGGGAAGGCGAGGUGGUGGAAGGUAUGGAGCAAGUGAUGGACGGCGAGGACGCCGGCCUCCUCCACCACCUCCAUUGCCUGUCCCUCUCUCCUCCCCUACACACACCCCAACGACUCCCUCCUCCCCAUGCCAUUUCUACUCCGCUUGUUCUAGUGCCUCCUCAUCCUCCUCUUCCUCCUCAUCAUCCUCAUCCUCCUCUUCAACCUCUGUCUCACUCUCUCGAUCCAAUUCUGUCUCUUCUUGCUCCAGUGACAGCUCUUAUAACUCCUCGCUGAGUUUCCGGUAUCGAGCAGGAGACCGGGAGUUCAUGGUGGAAGAUGACUAUGAGUCAGACCUGCUGACAGAGGAGUCCAGCCUUCUUCUGGGGUCACGAAGGAAGAUUCGUUCUCGCCGCAUGUCAUCACGCUCACUGCCUUGCAGCCCUCCCCCACCACCUAUCCCUCCUCGUAAACCACGCCCCCAAAGAGAUUAUGGAAGAGACAGGACAAGUAGCCAGCUUGCUCAACUACAGGAGUGGUGGGCAUCAUGGGGAGACAGAGAGCGAAGAAAGAGAGGUACAACAAGCCGGGGAGAUGGUUUGGGGGUGGGGAGAGAGGAAAAGAGGCACCACAAAGAGAAGGACCGUGAGAGGAAAAGAAGGAAGAAAGGACGAAAGAAAAAGAAAAGGGAGGAGCGGGAGAGGGAAAGGGAGCGAAAACGACGUAAAGCAAAGAAGAAGAGGAAGAAAGAGGAUAAGAUGAGGAAGCGAGAGCGAAAGAGGUCAGAACAGGAGGGAGGAGAUACUGAGAAAAGAGAAGAACUCAAAGCAGGGACACCCGACUACCCAUCAUACCCACCCAUGAGGCGAGAGUCAUUUCGGAAAAAGAGUGAAAGCUCAGUCAGAAGUUAUGGAUGGAACAUCCCAGGUGAUGAUGAGAGGAAGGAACGAGAUGAGAAAGAGAGGGAUGAUGGGGAAGACCGAUGCAAAGAAAGGCGCCAUAGGCGAAGAAAUAGCAAGCACUUUCAUGGUUCCACGAGUAAGCCUUUAACAUCGGUAAAGUUCUGGGGAGGAGGCAACACAUCCUGUGACACCAUUCCGUCUGCCUUGCUGCCUUUGCUACCUGUUUGCUCCAAAAGAAGGAAAAGUAAAACCUCUGAGAGAGAUGGUUUAGCAGUGGAAGGAGAGAGGAGGCCACUGCUGGGACGAAACAGAAGAGGGAAGAUGCAUUCCAAGGAAGGCUUGGCCUUCCAUGAGUGGGAGACCGAAGUUGAUGAUGAAGAAGAUGAUUCCGAGCAGGAACAAAGGAAAAUAGAACAAGGGAAGAGGUGCGGAGGAGGGAGGACAUUGUCAGAUGAAGAGCAGGAACAUGAUAAAGUUGCAGGGAUAUACUCGGAUGAUGACGGCUCUUCAGGCGAGUUUGGAAAGUUUGAGAGGUACUGGGAGGACCAUGAAGGCCGGGCAGUUGGGGGUAUUGGAGGAGGAGGUUGGUUUUUCAGCACCUACCCAUCCAGGGAUAAAGCUGGUAGCAUCAAUAGUAGAGAUGACCUGUUUGUAGAACGAGGAGAGCGGUGGGGAACAGGAGAAAGUGGAUGGGGCUCUGGUGGAGGUGGUCGUGCAGAUGCAGGAGAAAGACGGUACGGAUCAGGCUCACACUGGCCGUUGCCUCCUUUUACACCUCCACCUCCUCGGCGUUACUGGUCGGUAGACAAACUCCACAUACAGGAUGAGAAGAAAAGUAAGCGCAAGAAGGACAAGGGGCGAGGUCCUGCAGCUUGCACCUCCUGCCAUUCACCCCACCACCACACUCACUCCUCUAAAUGGGCCCGCGUAACUUCUCGAAGCCAAGAAGAACUGUACCACCACUGCCAGAGUUUCAGUGGUCCCCUGAACCCCAAACAUGAUUCUUCUUCAUCCUCCAAACCUGAUCGCUCACAGAAUCCAUCCAAAUCUGGCAGCCAGUCAAACCUUAGUAUCCAGCGGACACAGAGAACAGAGAGGGAUCGAGAUCGAGGAAGACAACCAUCUCCACCUCAAACCCUCAUUCCAAACAUGCCCUCUCCACUCCCUGCACUUCCAGCUCCCCCAUCUUCAUCUCACCCCGUCCAUGUCCCUCCACCUACCUCCUCCUCUUCUGUGUCGUCUCCAUCUGUAGUUUCAUCCGCCCCAGGGGCAUCCCAGUCAACUUCUAUGGCUUCGGCAAGUGCCAAACUGCAAUACCAGAGACUGCGUUCUGUGCCCCAGCCCCAGAGGUUCUCUCAGUCUCCCCACUUACCACUCAAAGCCAAGAGUCUCUGCUCAAGGAGGGGCUCAGCCCAUUUCUCCAGCGUGGAGAGUGAGGUGUGAAGUACAACACAAGGUCCAAAGACGCAGGACUGCUAAGCAGGGGAUCUUGAUCUAAAUCUGCUUGGAAACAAAGGUAUUAUGGCAGCCAAAUCAGUAUAGCCUACCCUCUGAGCCCUUCAUAAAACUGCACAAACAAACCAGAAAGCCAAAUGAAUCCCAUUGUGUAGGUCAAAGGAAGACACAAGCAAGCUAUGUUCUUAUUUCUCAGUGUUUGAAAGACUACAACAUAGCAUGUAUGAACUGGGUUAACCAGUAUGCCAAAUGGACAUGAAAUAUUUAAAGUAGUAUAACUGAAGAGAUUCCUUUGCUAUAGACAGUAAAGGGCUUUGGAUGUUGAAGCAGUAGAGAUUUUUUUGCAUUCAGAGGAUUCUCAAAGCUUACUGAGGGCUCAGGAACUUUAUAGUACUGUAUACCUGUUGCUCUUGGAAGCCUUUAACAAUGAACGGUGUUCUUGAAAAAGAAACCCUUAAACAAACCUCUUACCCCUACGUUCCUUUUUCCUUAAACUGUUUACACCCCCGCAGAACUGUGACGGCCACCUGAGGCACCUUUGUUGUGUAUGACCAAUACCUUCUUAGGGGGAGGCGAGGUGAUAAACACUUUAUCUUCUCUGUGAUAUCAUGUAUCUAAUAUUGGUCUUCUUUUUUGUUCACUCCAGUGUAGCCACACCUGGUUCCGUUAGCCUCCUCCGCCUCUUUAUUUUCCUCAGCUUUGCCUCCAUUUUGACCUUAUUUGCAUGUCGAUCUUCUCCUCAUCUCUCUUGUCAAUCUCUUCUCCUGUCGUCCCAUCUUGGCUCCUCUCCUCAAUGUGAUUAUUCUGUGCGUCUGUGUUUUUCUGUGUUUGUAUUCUUGACAACAGGGUAAGUCAACUGUGACUGAUAUUUUACUGGCUUAAUGAAAAGCUGAGUGCCAAACUUAAGUAGAGCUCGAAAUCAGUAUGUACCACAUUCGCUGCCGUGUUUCUCGUCUCUUGCAGAGCAUUGCCCAUAAAAAUGUACACGCCAACACAGGAAUAGGCACACCUAAGACUGAGACUAUUUCUUGAGCAAUACAUUAUUCAUUCUACACAUCUUGUUUUAUACUUCCAAAUGGUUGUUUUGCUAAGAUGUGAUGUUGCUCUUACGGUGGUAUUCUAUAUAUCAAGACAAAUUAAUACAAUGUAA
This is a messenger RNA of Thalassophryne amazonica, 7554 nucleotides long. It is a transcript of the gene grin2da, whose product is annotated as glutamate receptor, ionotropic, N-methyl D-aspartate 2D, a. Gene Ontology annotation, molecular function: transmitter-gated monoatomic ion channel activity involved in regulation of postsynaptic membrane potential; NMDA glutamate receptor activity. Gene Ontology annotation, cellular component: postsynaptic density membrane; postsynaptic membrane; plasma membrane. NCBI's taxonomy places the organism in Eukaryota, Metazoa, Chordata, Actinopteri, Batrachoidiformes, Batrachoididae. The record is from RefSeq and is a predicted model, not a curated record. Bases 972 to 6392 code for a protein of 1806 amino acids. The transcript has 19 exons. Gene Ontology annotation, biological process: monoatomic ion transport; synaptic transmission, glutamatergic; long-term synaptic potentiation.